AUGAAGUACUCGAGGUCACUUACUGGUUUAUGCCAGUAUAUACUGCUUUCAUUGGUUUUUUUAAAGCAAUUGAAUGCUGAAGCCUCACAAUUUUCUGAAGACGAGAGCACAUAUGGUGGAGAUACAACCUUCCCCUACAAAGAAAAUAUGCAUAUAAAACCUUUGCCUCGCAAUCAUCUGAUGAUGAGUUUUUCAUUCAACAUGACAUCUGAAUCGUUUGUUCCAGGAAAAUCUGCAUCUAAUUUUGAUCAAUAUAGCCAUUAUUAUGCUUUCCCAAAGGCGAUAGAGCCUCUGCUGCACCAUACUUCUACAAGAAAGUUGAACCUAAGAUUUACUAGAGGUUUUUGGAAUUCUAAACAAUGGGGUCGUUUACCAAAUGACGGUUUCAUGUCUGGAAGCUCUGGUGUUGAAUUAUGGGCCGUGAUAGAAGCAGCGUCCAAAGAAGACGCUUAUAAGCAAUGGAAAUCACUUGCCAAUUCAUUGAGUGGUUUAUUUUGCGCUUCUAUUAACUUCAUUGAUAGCUCUAAAACGACUUAUCCUGUACACUCAUUUCAACCAGAUGAAGUCACCGGAGGUGAGCUUCCAUUAUUUCAAGAUAAGAACGAUCUGUAUCUAAUUAGAGCUGCACUUGCAAACGAGCCUGUGUGUACUGAAAAUCUGACUCCUUUGGUGAAACUAUUGCCAACUAAAGGCAAAGCAGGUAUUUCUAGUCUAUUGGAUGGUCACAAAGUGUUUGACUCGCUCUGGCACAACUUGGCCAUAGAUGUUAACACGAGAUGUGAUGAUACAGAUGGAGGAAAAUGUCAUUUUGAAAUGGAGGCAUUAGUGAAUAUGGCAAUUCACGUCCCAAAUGUGUUACAUAGAAAUGAGAAUCCUAUUCCUAGACCAUUGCGUGGUGAGGAGUUGCGCUGUGAUGAAUCAAAAACUCACGAUGAGUAUCACUGUUUCCCUUCAAGUGAAGAAUCUAAAGCACAGUAUCUCUUUUCGAAAAUAUUUGGGAAGACUAUAAGGGGGUCUAAGGCUAUGGUGCUUCAUGUUUCUAACAUUUGUGUGGAUGUGUCAGAUAAAUGGACAGCUUUGAUCAAAGUAAAUGAUGGCUACUUUUCCACAAGUGAUAACUGUUUUGACCUGAACGAAGAGAGUGAAUAUGAUUUAUUUUUAAGUACAGAAGACACAAAUGAUAUUCUUCCAGUUGAAGAUGUUCCAGUGUAUGUGAGUAGAUCUUUAACAGGGUCGGGCCAAGAUUAUGGUGGUCUACGUGCAGUUUUCAAUAAUCCAACUUCUGAACCUGUUAAAAUAAUUUACUUUGAAUCGCUACCAUGGUUUAUGAGAAUAUACUUGUCAACUCUCACGUUAGAUGGUAAGGAUAUUGAUAAUUCAAACCUACCAGAUAUUAUCAAAUCUACAAAUUAUACUCCUUCUAUCGAUCGUAAUAGGCCCACACAACUAGAAUUUAUAUUGACAAUUCCUGCAUACACAUCUUUUUCAUUGUCAUAUCAAUUUGAUAAAGCUCUUUUACACUUUAGCGAGUAUCUUCCUGAUGCAAAUCAUGGUUUCGAAAUUGAAUCAGCAGUGAUUACAGUUAUCCAUCCAGUCUCAUAUCAGUUUAGAACUUCAACAUUACUGCUUUCAAUAGCUACCCCUGAUUUCAGUAUGCCAUAUAACGUCAUCAUUAUAACAUCAACCGUAAUGGGUUUGAUCUUUGGUAUGCUAUUCAAUAUGUUUGUUAAGAGAAUGAUGACACUGGAAGAAGCUGAUAAAAUACUGGUCACACGGACAUUGAAGUACAAAUUGAAUGUACUCAGACAGAAGAUUCUAUCAAAAUUUCAAAAACUAACUAAAAAAGAUUAA
Molecule: messenger RNA, 1851 nt
Organism: Kazachstania africana CBS 2517
Lineage: Eukaryota; Fungi; Ascomycota; Saccharomycetes; Saccharomycetales; Saccharomycetaceae
Gene: GPI16
Product: GPI-anchor transamidase subunit GPI16
Exons: 1
Coding region: 1-1851 (616 amino acids)
Biological process (GO): attachment of GPI anchor to protein
Cellular component (GO): GPI-anchor transamidase complex
Source: RefSeq, a predicted model, not a curated record